Messenger RNA from Hirsutella rhossiliensis, 4566 nucleotides. RefSeq names its product PIF1-like helicase domain-containing protein. Gene Ontology annotation, biological process: DNA repair; telomere maintenance. The transcript is spliced from 12 exons. The coding region runs from base 1 to 4566 and encodes 1521 amino acids. NCBI's taxonomy places the organism in Eukaryota, Fungi, Ascomycota, Sordariomycetes, Hypocreales, Ophiocordycipitaceae. Gene Ontology annotation, molecular function: DNA helicase activity. The record is from RefSeq and is a predicted model, not a curated record.
AUGCUGUGCUACCGGAAGCGCACGAGAAAAGAGCUGAGGGAGGUGGCAUGGGACCAGUGGUUGUCAAGUCCUAUCCCUAAGGCUGGGUGGUCGCCAUUUGCGUGCCGGAGUUGCUUCCGCGAGGGCGAGCCUGUCCCGCUUCAUAGACGUCUCGGUUGUGAGCACACGUUCCCGGAUGAGCUCAAGGGCCUGACGCCGGUGGAGGAGAAGCUGAUCGCGCUGAACUCGUGCUACGGAUUCCACGUCAAGGGCCACAUCACGGUGUUCCCAAACAACGUACAAGAGCUGGCGACGGACGUGCUGCCGCACCCUCUCUUCCAGGUAAUGGACGAGAUCCACGUCUCGUGGCAGGGGGCGCUAAGGCCGACACCGAGCGAUCUGUCGAGUCUCCUAUCGAGAUGGAGAGCUGGGAGACCCGGCCCACGGGUGCCGCCGUUGGUGUACGAGCGCCUGGAGCGGAACGAGCCGUCGGCGUGGGAGAAGACGCGGACGGCGCGUCGUGCCGCCCACGGAGCGGGCCAUGGACGACGAGGGGCGGUGGAGAUCGAAGAAGUCCUCGCCAUGCUCAACCAAGGGGAAAGCACGACGAGUCGCGAGGCCGGCGAGCCAGAGGCAAGCGAGGUGGACGAGGUGCGUGGUCAGAGCUGCGGCGAGGCCGAUGAUAAUGCGAAGACGGUCAACGAGCUGCGCAUGCUGAGCGUGACGAGGAAGAACUUCCGCAAGGUGGAGCGCAUCGUACGGUCGCUGACCGCAGACGGGUUAGCGGCAGCUAGAGCCGAGCUGGAGAGCACAGGCAAGACGACCGACGACGGCGUGAAAGAGCUUCUCAGGAGCCUCUCGCUCUAUGGCUAUCGUCAGCCCAUGUCGAGAGAGCUCCGUCUCAGUAUGCGGCACAAGAUCCUGGCGCUCAUCGUCCGCUACGGCGUGCCUGCGAUCUGGUUCACGAUCAACCCAAACGACAUCACGAACCCGGUGAAGCUCCGACUGGCAGCGUACCGCACGCGCGACCCUGAGGCGGCCGAGGAGUUCCUGCGGAGCCUCGAUAUGUCGUUCAAACGGGUGAGGCUGUCCGUCUCCGACCCGAUGAGCUCAGCCAUGUUCUUCCACCGGGAGAUGACGCUGUUCUUCGAGCAUUACGUAAAUGCAGGGGAGUCGGUGUUCGGGCGCAUCGGCCACUACUACGGUGCCGUGGAGACCAACGAACGAGGAUCCCUUCACGUCCACGGGCUGCUCUGGUUACACGGAAACGCGCACCUGAGCUCCAUGCUUUCCGACGCCCACGGGGAGGAGCAGGCGGCGUACCGUGAGCGAAUCAUCCGCUAUGUCGAUAGCGUCUUCUGUGAGGACUUGGACCAGGAAGGCUUCUGCGCCGUGCAGGCGGAGCGUUCGGUGACGUCUGACGUCUCAUCCCUGCUGGACAGUGCCGAGCAGUUCUCGGCCGGAUUCGAAGAAGCCAACUUCUGCGCCGGCGCGACGCAGAUCCACACCCACAGCCCGACAUGCGUCAAGUACUCCCUGGGCAACAAGGGGCGAAGGGCGACCUCUGUCGCUUCAAGGCGCCAUGGAAGCUGGUCGAGGAGACGACGCUCACAGGACGGCGUGCUGCGGAUCCGCAGGACGCAUCCCAUGGUGAAUCGGUGGAACAAGGCCAUCGCCGUGGGGCUCCGCCACAACCACGACAUCUCCUUCAUAGCGACGCAGCGGAAGACCAUGGCUCUCGUCUAUUACGUGACGAAUUACGCGACCAAGGUAGAGGACCCGACGUGGAAGCGCGUCGCCGCGGCCGCGGAACUGCUGCCCGUCGUCGCAGCAGGUGGCCAGCCGGGUGCCAGGGAGGAUGCCGGAAAUGGCGUCGUCGGCGGCGACGACGGAACCAAGAAUAAUAAGACGCGGCAGUUUCUGAUGAGAGUGGCGAACAGGAUAUUCACGGAGCGCGCCCUGUCGCAAGUCGAGGUCGUCGCCCAUCUCCUGGGAUACCCGAGCGAGUUCACGAGCAGCAGCGCCUGGGCGUACCUGAACGUGUCGGUGCUCUACUGGCACGUCUCCAGGCGCUGGCGACACCUUCGGCAGGAGAGCGGCACCGCGGUCGCAGACGUGUCCGUGGACGAGUCGGUCGCCGUGGAGGAAGCAGGCGAGAGGAUCAGCUUCGCCGAGGCGUACCAUCAUCGCGGACACGUCCUACGAGGCUUGUGCCUAUAUGACUAUGUUUCGCUCGUCAGGCUCCAACGCGUCGGCAAGGACGGGUGCUCCGGUGCCUGGGAGAGGUGCCUCGAGAGCGGCUGGGUGGCCGGCAAAGACUGGGUGCAGGUAUUGAGGCGGCCAGGAAAGCACGCCGUCGUCUGCCUUGACGGCCACCUUAGCAAGGAUUUCGAGCAAGACGACGAGGAACAAUGCCACCGCCGAGCAGCCGUGCAGCAUCUUGCCCUAUUCGCGCCGUGGGAGACCUUUCUUAGCGAAGAGCGAGGCGACAUCAACGAGAUAUGGAGGCGCGCACGAGAGCGGCUUCCGCCAAGAACCUCGUGCCUCGUCGAUAACCGUCGUCCGGCGACGGGGAUCCGGCCGGCGCACCUGGCGAUUGGGGGAGGAUGGGGAGGGCCGGGCGAGGCGGACCGCGAGGCGGGAUCCGCGUACCAGUCCGACAACGUCGGAAACGCAACGCGACUGAUCGAUGUCGUUAGAAGCGCGACCGGCGCGAACCAGAUCACGGCGGGGUCGCGGGAGCUUUCGGGAAUGAUGCAGCAGCUCUCCCGCUUCCAGCAAUCAGCGCUAGCCUCGACGGCCGAGCUCCGGGCCACCGUCGUGACCGAACGGGGUGGGGCACAUCAACAUGCCCGGGCAGGUGUUCUCGGGGCUGCAGUGCCGCCGCAGGAUCAGGUCAAGGCCAUCAAGUCGCAGCAGACAUGCGCCUCCAGAGAGAGGGUGAAGAUGAUCCAGGGCAUACAAAGCAUGGCCCCGGCCCACGGUACCGAUCGCGGCGCAGCGGAGCGGAGCGUGCUCGCCGGCUUCGGGGAGGAAGACAUCCAGGUGACGCGAGUGGAAACCGAGGAGAGGGCAGGUAACGCGGAGGCCGGCAUGGAAGUCCGCCUCGGCCCAUCCACCUCCUUUCACGAGGCCGGGAAAGACUUGACAAGACGAUUGACGCUAAACAAGAAGCAGGCGAUUGCCUUCUCCAUAAUAUGCCGCCACCUGGACUCGAUGCGGCAAGGAGACGGAGGCGACGUCAGCCAGCUCUGUCAGUUCGUCGGCGGCGAGGGCGGCACCGGCAAGUCGCGCGUCAUCGAAGCACUCGUGGGCCUCUUCGCCGCGAAGGACCUCUCGCAUCGCCUGCUGAUCACGGCGACGUCGGGGACCGCCGCCGCGCGGGUCAACGGCAUCACCAUCCACUCGGCCUGCGGCUUCACCCAGGACCAAGGGCCGGGCGCGAACACGGCGAGGGACGUCGACGGCUCUCGGAUGGACUGGCAGGAUAAGGACAUGCUCGUCAUCGACGAGUUCCGCCCGGUCCAGGAGAGGUCGAUCCUGCUGCCGAGCGCGGCCGUCUCGUGGGACGAGGACAACUCGUUCAGGGCCGAGCAGCGCCACCAGCACGACAAGGCGCACGCGCUGUGGAGGCGGUUCACGACGGCCGUCAUGCUGGACGAGCAGAUGCGCGCCGCCGGCGACCCGGAGCUGCAGCGGCUGCUGAAGCGGAUCCGCGGGGGCGUGCAGGACCACACGGACCUGGAUCUCCUCAACUCGAGGUGCCACCGGGAAGGCAGGCGGAUCCCGUGGGAGACGGGCAUCACCGUGGUGACGCCGCUCAACAGGAAUCGGUGGAACCUCAACAUGGAGGCGAGCCUGGCGUUCCAGAUCCAGCAGCGGUCGACGGUGCGCAUCUUCCUCUCCGAGCACAAGUGGAAGGACGGCCUGCCGACCGAGGAAGAGGCCAUCAUGAUGCUGAACCAGGGCGACGACAGCGCGAUCCCGGUGCCGGCCGUCUUCAUGUUCGUGCCGGGGAUGCCGGUCAUCGUCGACAAGGCGCACCCGGGGCAUCGGAUCUCGGCCGACAUGACGAUCCACUUCGGGCCGCCGGCGGCGAUAAUACUGGGGUCGAAGACGACCAAGGACUUCCACUUCGUCGGGAUGCCGCCCGGCACGAUCCUGCUGACGCCCAUGAGCGUCAGGAUCCAGUGUCAACGGAAGCGACCGUGGCAGCAGAACGACGUCAGCCGAAAGGGCCUGCCGUGCGCCGCCGCUUUCGCGUGCACGGAUUACAAGGUGCAGGGGGGGACGCUGGAGCGCGUGGCGCUCGAGCUGCGGGGGACGAGGACGACAAACGUCGGCGGACGCGCCGUCCCGUCGCAGUGCGACCCGUACAGCCUAUACGUGCAGCUGUCACGGUGCCCGACGCUGGACGGCAUCAUGCUCGUGUCGAAAGUGCGAGAGAGAGACCUAGUGGGAAACCGGGUCCCCGGGGAGAUGACCGCCGCACAAGCGAGGCUGGAGGAACUGAGCGAUAGAACUGUUCGGGAAGCGAUGUGCAACAGGCUCGGUGAGAGCGCGGGGGACAGAGACGGUGAGCAGUAG